AUGACUCCCAAUUCCUCUUUCGAACAGGCUAUCAAGGUCACCCCACAAGGCGCAAACAAAUACAGCGCCCACCUCCGACCAGAAUGGUGCAUUGGAACCGUCCCCCACGGCGGCUACACAACAGCCGUAAUCUACAACCUGGCCCUGGCGCAUUUCGCGCACGCCCACUCAAAGCAAUACAAGAGCCCAGCGACCCCAAUUUCAAUCCAACUCUCCUUCCUCCGGCGCACAGCCUCAGGCCCCGCAACCUUUGAAGUGGAAGAUGUCAAAAUCGGCGCCCGCACAAGCACAAUCCACAUCAAGCUCCUGCAACCAUCCGAGAAGAAGCCCGGCACACUCGAAACCAUGGUCGUAGGCUACAUCACCGUCAGCCCAGCAGAUGCCGAAGUAGGCAUAAGCGCCAAGACAGGAUGGAAGCCGCAGCCUGCGCCAGCGUCUGGAUCACGCGCAGACGGAUCCGUCGAUCUCUCGGCGCUGGGCAGCACAGGGUCUGACGGCUCUUGGGUGAAGUUGAAUCCUCCGUUCCCUGAGUUCCGGAAGGCGGGCGCGCAGCUGGAGUUGUUUGGGCCUGGGGGUGGGAAGUCGUUGCAGGAACAGGGUGGGGGGUUGUCGAUUGAUCAGUGGGCGCGGUUUCGGCCGGGUGGGGAUGUGAAUGGGCGCUGGACGGAUGCUGCUGUUGCUUAUUUGAUUGAUAUGUUUCCUUCCGCGCUGGAUGGGUUUGAUACCAUGUCUGCGGAGGCGGCGGCUAAGGAGAGUGGUGGCCCUGUUGAUAAGUUGAAGGCUAAGAAUUGGUAUCCGACUGUUACGCUGAAUGUGGAUAUGAAGAAACGUCUUCCGGUCGAGGGGGUGGAGUGGCUUUAUAGUCGUGUUGUUACGAAGGUUGUGAAGGAUGGGCGGACGGAUUUGGAGGUGACGGUUCUCGAUGAGAACGGAGAGAUUGUUGCGUUGAGUACGCAGGUUGGAUUGGCACUCAGUGCGAGUCGAAAUGUCGGAACGAGGAAGAUGGGGAAACUAUAG
Messenger RNA from Penicillium olsonii, 1017 nucleotides. The record is from the annotation of a GenBank genome assembly. NCBI's taxonomy places the organism in Eukaryota, Fungi, Ascomycota, Eurotiomycetes, Eurotiales, Aspergillaceae.